This is a messenger RNA of Paecilomyces variotii, 2482 nucleotides long. RefSeq lists its product as hypothetical. Gene Ontology annotation, molecular function: microtubule binding; GTPase activity. The record is from RefSeq and is a predicted model, not a curated record. Bases 363 to 2366 code for a protein of 667 amino acids. NCBI's taxonomy places the organism in Eukaryota, Fungi, Ascomycota, Eurotiomycetes, Eurotiales, Thermoascaceae. Gene Ontology annotation, cellular component: microtubule; cytoplasm; membrane. The transcript has 2 exons.
AGACGGACGGGUUAAAGUGGUCGGGCAGAGGGACGUCGGGUGCAGCCAUCUGAUCUGAAUCCUGAGUAGAUUUUCCUGUUCAAAAGUGGAAAUGCCCAGCCUGGUAUGCCUUUGUUGAUAGCCGGCAAAUUGCGCUCUGUGAAGCAAAAAGUCGCGGGUUGUUGGCUAGUUCCCAAUAUAUGCAAGAACUCCAGCUAUUCAGUCAGUGAAUUUCUGGCUGCUGUGAAGGAAAUGGUGGGUGGGCUUCCCGUUGCUUCAUCACCAGGCAAAUUCAGGUACCACAGACUGGCCAUCCCAGUAUCUCGCAGGCUUUCCUUCUCCUUCUCUCUUUUCGCACGCUUCUGCAUAUAAGUAAGCGCAACAUGCAGUCACAACUGUCAGAACUAUCGAACGCGGUUGGGCACCAUCCAUAUGGGCGCCUCACUCAGGAUUUCCUAGGCAGAUUUCCUAAGUCACCACUCCUUAAGGAGGCGGAUGUGCCAUAUGUUGUGGCGCUGGGUAAGAAAGGAUGUGGGAAAAGCUCACUUCUGAGAGCACUGUCAGGCAUUCCGUUUCCUACUGGGCUAGAUGGUACCGUUAUUGCGACAGAAAUCGUUCUGCGACAAUCCGACUCACGGUCCAGACAUAUGACUAUGAUCUUUCUUACGUCGGAAGUUAGAUCAAAGGCACCUCCUGCCAUCAGGUUGGAACUCGAGGAGGAUUUCGAUAUCCCGAUGCUUAUUCAGAACGCUGAGACGCAAGCGCGAGAUCUCAGAGCAUGGGUCACAGGCGAACAUAUCCUGAGAAUCGAAAUGUGUGGCUUUGGCCUACCACACAUCGCAUUCGUUGAUCUCCCAGGAAAGACCGGUGAUUCGAUAAAGGACGCCAUUGUUGAUAAGCUGAUGCAGCGAUACGUGUCGAAUGAGGGCACAGUCGUACUCAAUGCCAUCCCUGGGAGUGACGUCCCCAUUGACGUCGAUGCCUCUGGACUUCCUCCCAAUCGUACGAUCAACGUUAUCGUCAAACCAGAGACAGUGGAUCCCCAAAUAUCCCUUGACUAUCUGAGAUCUCUCUUCGCAAAGCGGCGUACGUCUCAUGGCUCACUGAGUUGGCAUAUUGUGCCUUCCCCAAUUGCAUCGUCCACCGACAUAUCUUCCAUCGUUUGGACUCCGCCGUGGAACUGUCUGCAAAGAAUUGACAUGGGAUUUGAGUCAUUGAGGGUCAAACUUCUAGACCUGUGUGAAGCUCAGUUCCUAACCAGUUUCCCCAGACUUGCGAAAGAAAUUGAAGCAAAAGGGAAACAUUACGAUAAACAAGCUUAUGAAUGUGACGAAAGCAAAGCGCGACAACAUCUUACGGGUCUCUGUCGCCGCUUCGAAACGUUGGUGAAAACUUCAAUAAAUGGCGAAUACGAGGAUUCUUUCUUUGAGAUAGGGGACUUCAAUCUUCGACGGUUGAAACUCACUAUCGAUGAAACUAAGCACUAUCUCCGAUCUCGCCUGCAGAGGAGAGCUCAGGAAACAAGGCUGCUGGAUGAAAAUGCUCCCUCGUCCUCCAUUAGUGACUUCCUCGCAGCGUCGCAAGAAGGAGCAGAGCUUACACAACAAUUUGACCUUCUACUCCAGCAAGACUCCAGUCAGCGCUCGUCAGAUCUCGAAGGCAAGGGGCUAGUCGAGAAAUUCAUUUCUAUUCUAACCGCAGACUGGUCAUUCAUCAUCGAAGAGUGCAUGUAUAGAGCGACACAAGGUUGCUUAUUUCUCAUGCAGGAGAUUCUUCAGCACACUACGGUCCCACAGGUUUCAAAAAUUCUUGAUAGACGUGUUUUAACGCCGGCUUUCAGAUCGAGGGAGACAGCUGCUCUGGCUAAAGUGCGUGAGCUAGCUGCGUCGCGCUGUCAACCAGAGACUGUCGCAGUAACUCCAGAGUUACAGCGCGAGCUGGAGAAACUACAAAAAUGCCUGGACGGGGCCCAUGGACCCGAACACCGAGAAGCCGUCUACUCGAACAUUUUAUGUUGCUCGCGGCUUUACUUUGGACUCUGUCUCGAGGCCAUCAUUGAGAAAGUUGAAAAAGAAGUGAUCGAGAAGUGCUUACUAGAGGGACUACCCGAGCUUCUCCUGCAAACAGUGAACGACAUUAACAUUCCUCGAAGCUCUCUACGCCAAAUGCUCAGAAAGCACCGAGAAAAAUUGACCAGACUGUUCCGCCAGACAGAGUGCAAAGUUGCAUAUCUCCAGAGCAAAAGCGAUGGAUUCCGGACCUGUCCGUCUGAGGAAUCACGCGAGGCUGCUGGGCAGCGAGUACUUCUGGGAUACCGUCUUAAGGAUCCCCCUGUUUACAUCUCCGAUCAGUAUAUGGACUCACAGCUGAAGAGAGGACCGAAAUAAAGGCAUACUGAAAGUGCUUUGUGGUUAUCAAUUCCGAGUCUGGCUCGAGUGCAGAUGGUCUCUUGCAUGGAAAUCUUGUCCUUUUUCCCUUUUCAUUUCAUUUUUUCCAGAGUCUC